Molecule: messenger RNA, 3078 nt
Organism: Lentinula edodes (shiitake mushroom)
Lineage: Eukaryota; Fungi; Basidiomycota; Agaricomycetes; Agaricales; Omphalotaceae
Product: beta-D-xylosidase/beta-D-glucosidase
Exons: 19
Coding region: 360-2771 (803 amino acids)
Biological process (GO): glucan catabolic process
Molecular function (GO): beta-glucosidase activity
Source: RefSeq, a predicted model, not a curated record
GGUUUCCCGCUGUUUCUUGGAAAUCGGAUUUCUGGUCCGUCGAAUCGGGGCCAAGUGUAACGUCUGGCAUCGGACCCCGAGACAAAUGAGCACCCGACGUAUCUCUCCGGAUCUCUCCAGAGAAAGUAGGGGUAUGAGGAGGAAUCGGUGCCUUGGAAGGCAUCGGUGGGGUUGAGUUUGGUUGAGAGUCAGCAGGAGUCAGCCGACUUCCGCAAGCACUCCGCAAUCGAUAUGCAAGAAAUUCAGGAGUUACGAACUCUGAACCCAGGUACCAGCAGUUACCUACACGCCGACAAUGUCCCCAAAAACUAUAAAGCCAGCAUUCAAGCUGUCUUCUCACUUUUCUGUUGAGUUUGAUCAUGUUCCCAGCUAGACUCUCCCUCGCGGUUCUCUUCUCAGUAUCCCCUGCCCUCGCAUACUUUUCUGGCUUAGGGCUUGGCUCCGAACGCAGUAUCUUUCGUCGCGACCUAAAUUCUACUGGAGAUGAAUCCAACAGCACUCAAUGGCCAGCGCCGCUUGCUAAUGGAGGCAAAUCGUGGGCUUCUGCUUUCAAAAAAGCGAAAGCGACAGUCACUGAGAUGACCGUGGAAGAAUUAGCCAACAUCACCUCAGGGGUUAUAGGUUUGUGUUCAGGAGUGACGGGUGCUGUAACUCGACUUGGAAUUCCCGAAUUUUGUCUUCAAGACGGACCUAUCGGGCCUCGUGGUGUGCAUGGAAGUUCUCAGUUUCCAGCUGGUCUUACCGUUGCUGCCACUUGGGACCGGACGCUCAUGUAUGCUCGUGCUAGAGGUAUGGGACAAGAGUUCCAUGAUCAAGGCGUGCAUCUUGCAUUGGCACCUGUCACUGGCGGUCCACUUGGUCGUACGCCUUUGAACGGAAGAGGCUGGGAAGGGACUUUUGCUGAUCCUUAUGCUUGUGGCGAAGCUUCUUACCUAUCUGUAAAAGGCUUGACCGAUGCUGGCGUAGCCACGGUCUCAAAGCACUGGAUAGCAUAUGAACAGGAAACAUCGAGAAAUCUCUAUAUCGACAUCGACGGAGUUUCGCAAGCGGAUAUUCAGUUGCCAAUUUCCUCCAACGUCGACGACUUGACCAUGCACGAACUAUACAUGUGGUCAUUUGCUGAAGCUGUUCGGGCUGGAACGAAUCAUAUCAUGUGUUCCUAUAACCGUAUCAACAACACUCAUUCGUGUAGCAACGCCAAAGGGCUUAAUCAACUCCUCAAAACUGAACUGAACUUCCAGGGAGGUGUAGUCAGUGACUGGGGAGGACAAUGGGACAGUGUACCGGCUGCAGAGAAUGGUUUGGAUGUGGCUAUGCCUGGAAAAGGAUUUCUGGGAGCGCUGGGAGAUUUCUGGGGCGCAACAUUGGUUGAAUUGAUCAACAACGGCACAGUCAGCGAAGAUCUCGUUCGAGACAAAGCAGUUCGCAUCCUGACUGGGUACUAUUACCUCGGUCAAGAUACUAAUCCACCACCACCCUUUGUUUAUAACACAAUCGGAGCGCCUACUUUGAAUGCUACUUCUGGGUAUCGAAACGUUCGGAAACCAGGGACCGCGGAGCUGAUAAAGGAAAUCGGAAGCGCGAGCGUUACUCUCCUGAAGAACACCGGUAGUCUACCCUUGAAACACCCGCAGCGGAUUGCAGUAUUGGGCAACGAUGCUACUUAUAACGUGCUCGGUCCCAAUGCUUGUGGUUUGGCAAACAGUGCCUGUGAUAUCGACAACCUUAAUGGUACCUUGACAACAGGAGGCGGAAGCGGGUCGGCACUUUCACCAUACACCAUCACUCCCCUCGAAGCGCUGCAGAAAAGGGCAAUCGAAGAUAACGCCGAGAUCGCCGCAGUCGUCGCAAACAGCAACACCACCACCGGCGCAGAAGACGCAAUCGCCGCCCUCCUCCCUGACGCCGACGUUACCUUUGUCUUCCUCAACCGAUAUUCCGAGGAAGGUGCAGAUGCGCCUGAUUUUUCCCUCGGAGGCGACGGUGACAACCUCAUGGAUCUCGCCGUCACGUAUUCGUCCAACGUCGUCGUCGUGAUACACACCACCGGUGUCGUGGAUAUUGAAAAAUGGGCGGACAACCCAAAUGUUACGGCGAUCCUCGUUGCGUAUCUCCCUGGGCAAGAAGCUGGAAAUAGUCUGGUUCCGGUCUUGUAUGGUGAUGUUGCGCCGAGUGGGAAGCUUCCGUGGACUUGGGGGAAGAGUAUUGAUGAUUAUGUUCCUAACGGUGUUGUAUACACCGAUGCAUACUCUCCUCAAUCAAAUUUUACGGAAGGUGUAUUCAUCGAUUACCGCUGGUUCGACAAGAUGGGUAUAACUCCUCGAUAUGAAUUCGGAUUCGGUCUAUCCUACACAACCUUCACAUACUCGAACUUGAUCGUCGAUCACGGUCGGUGGGCGAAAGAUUACUCGUCUGUAAUGGAAACAGCGGAGCCAUUCGCUGAAUGGGACGGCACCAAUUCGCUUUACGACGUGAUAUUCACUGUGUUCGCGACCAUCACUAACACUGGGAACCUUACUGGGAGUGAAGUCGCUCAAUUGUACAUCUCCAUCCCAGGAGACAACCAACCCGUGCGUCAACUACGCGGUUUCGACAAGAUCAAAGAUUUACCUGCCGGUGAUUCUGCUGUCGUCACCUUCCCAAUUCGGCGCAAGGACGUCAGCUCGUGGUCUGUUGUUGACCAGUUGUGGUAUGUGCCGAAUGGAGACUUUUUGAUUUCUGUCGGGGGGAGUUCUCGGGAUUUGCCUCUUAACACUACUUGGACGCCGUGAUUUAAUCGAGAGAUAGAUAGAUAAUGUGUUGAUUGGGUGUUGGUUGUGGGUGGGUGGUAGGUUCGGACUUCGAAGAAUGUUAAUGGUACAAUUGUAUAGUACAUAUACAUAGACGUUACGCAGUCGAUCAUGGGUAGCCAGCCGUACUAUGUACAAGGCGCGCUUACUCGAAAGUUGUUUGCGCGUGCACGUCUAUUUUUAUUUGCCAUCGAAAGAUUAUCGAUACUUUCGAACAAGUACCACAGUCACUAUAAAUUCACUGUCCAGUAUGUACUGAUAGUGACUACAUUAUCUGGACUGGGUUGUA